CCUCCUGUAGCUUUGCAUCUCUACGGUGGAAAGCCACAACGACCAUAGACGUAUAAAUAUAGAGUCUACUUCCGCCCCGCGGAUUUCUAAAACCCGCCCAGCUGCUUCCUUCCCUUUCUUUUUCGUAGCUGAAGCCAAGAUGCCCAAGGGGAAGAAGGCCAAGGGGAAGAAGGUGGCUCCGGCCCCUGCUGUGGUCAAGAAACAGGAGGCCAAGAAGGUUGUAAAUCCUCUCUUUGAGAAAAGGCCCAAGAACUUCGGCAUCGGGCAGGACAUUCAGCCCAAAUGGGACCUGACUCGCUUUGUGAAAUGGCCUCGUUAUAUCCGACUUCAGCGCCAAAGAGCCAUCCUCUACAAAAGGCUGAAGGUGCCUCCAGCAGUUAACCAGUUCACUCAAGCAUUGGACCGUCAGACAGCUACUCAGCUUCUGAAAUUGGCCCACAAAUACAGACCUGAGACGAAGCAAGAGAAGAAGCAGAGGCUGCUGGCCCGUGCAGAGCAAAAGGCGGCAGGGAAAGGCGACGUCCCUACCAAGAGGCCUCCUGUGCUCCGAGCAGGUGUCAACACUGUUACAACUCUGGUGGAGAACAAGAAGGCGCAGCUGGUGGUGAUCGCACACGAUGUAGACCCCGUUGAGCUGGUGGUUUUCCUGCCUGCCUUGUGCAGAAAAAUGGGAGUGCCCUAUUGCAUCGUCAAAGGCAAGGCAAGGCUGGGCCGCCUCGUCCACCGAAAGACCUGUACCUGUGUUGCCUUCACUCAGGUUAAUCCCGAGGACAAGGGAGCUCUAGCUAAACUCGUGGAAGCUGUCAAGACCAACUACAAUGAGAGAUACGAUGAGAUUCGUCGUCACUGGGGCGGCAAUCUUCUGGGGCCGAAGUCAGUGGCCCGCAUUGCUAAGCUUGAAAAAGCCAAGGCUAAAGAACUGGCUACUAAGCUUGGAUAGAUGUUUCAGAUUUGCCUCGAGAAGUUAUUCCCAUAAAAGUAAAAUACUGAAAAGAAAAAAA
Messenger RNA from Zootoca vivipara (common lizard), 1001 nucleotides. NCBI's taxonomy places the organism in Eukaryota, Metazoa, Chordata, Lepidosauria, Squamata, Lacertidae. The record is from RefSeq and is a predicted model, not a curated record.